Messenger RNA from Morchella sextelata, 420 nucleotides. RefSeq lists its product as uncharacterized. Lineage: Eukaryota; Fungi; Ascomycota; Pezizomycetes; Pezizales; Morchellaceae. Gene Ontology annotation, cellular component: mitochondrion. The transcript is spliced from 2 exons. The coding region runs from base 1 to 420 and encodes 139 amino acids. The record is from RefSeq and is a predicted model, not a curated record.
AUGCAGACAACAACAACAACAGCAACAGCAACACACACCGAACACCCCCCCAUCCCCGAACUCUCAAAGAACCCCCUCCCCCUCUCCGCCUACCAGGAGGGCCAGGUCCGCGACCUCUACUACGCCCGCGUCCGCGGCCGCUGUGCCGAAGAGAUCAAACAAUUCGCCGACUGCGCCCGCAACCGCACCAUCUCCGCCGCCUGGGCGUGCCGCACGCCGCGGCAGGCCAUGAACAGCUGCAUGGUGCUGCACGCGACGCCCGAGGCGCAGGACGAGGCGCGCGACGAAUGGUUCCGGCGCCGCAUCGAGAAGCGCAUCAGUGAGCGCGAGAAGGUCAUGGGCGAUGGCACGGUGCGGGGGAACCCGCCGAGGGCGGUUGUGGGGUUUACGCAGUUGGGGAAGGGGAGUGAGGGCAGGUAG